CAAGUUCAACAUCCAUUCAGACGAGCUGGCCAUACAGAAGGGGAGGACUGGGUCCUAAGAAAUGUCCCGUCACUGCCCCCCGGGUUGGAUUGCAUCUCUUUCACUUGGAAAUCAACCAAAACCGUUCCAGCUAGCUGAAAUUAACCGGCUCAGUUCAUAAGCCGCCAGUUAUGCCCACAUCAUGGGUCGUGGUGGUUUGGUUCUUUGUUUUCUUCCUACUAGCCUAGCCAUCCAUCUCCUGUCAACAUGCUCCAUAGCUUGGUGACGAUGAAUUUCCUGACAUGGAGUGGAAUUCUGACAGCUCUGCUAGCCGUGUUUUCUGCCUCGGCGUCGGCACUACAGUUGGAUGUCAACAGUACCCAAUCCCUCAAAGAUGCCGCCACUACGACGGCUGUCAAUUUAUUCUGCAAUUCCACCAUCAGCGGAGCCGUCAACCCCGUAUACGGCGACGACGAUCAAGCCUUUAACGCAUCCGUCCUGGAAGCAUGGCUCUAUUCCAUUUUAAUCCCCUUCUGGAACGCAACCGGAAACGAUACUUACAACGACAUGAUCCGGACUCGCCUCUACAGCAAGAUUGACACGGAGCUCAGCACAUCCUGGGUCGAUGACGGUAAUGGCGACAGCAACAUAAACCAUGCAGCCUGGGCAUUGGCUGCAGUGACAGCAGCCGAGUUCGGGUUUCCUGGAAACACAUCCACGCAAUGGGAAGUCCUGGCAGGAAACGCAGCAGGCACGAUGCAGAGUCUUUGGGCGUUUGCGCAGACUUGCAGUGGUGGUCUUAUAUUUUCCCAACAAAAUACUUCAUUCAAAGACGCCUUCAGCAAUGGAGAAUACUUCCAACUGUCUUCCCGGUUAGCCUAUCUGACCCACGGAAACGACCAGGGCACCUAUUCGACCAGUGCCGCCACUGUAUGGGACUGGAGUGUGACCAAUCAGCUGGUGAACGAAACCGACUGGACUAUGAAUUUCGUGACGAUGAACAGUACCAAUGGCCAGAACUGUACGGCAGGGCCGAAUCAAAUGCUAUGGACAUACCAAUACGGGCUCUACAUGAGCGGAGCAGCGUACAUGUACGAAGUAACCGGCAUCAAAGAAUGGAAGACUCGAGCAGAAGGCCUCCUGAACAAGAGCAUCGAACUCUUUUUCAAAAAGCGCGUCAUGGUCGAAGGUGGAUGGAUCCUGGGCAACUCAGCCGAAGUAGGCGGAUAUUACAUCGACGACAACACCGAAUACAGCUUCCGUGGGCUCUUUAUAACCUGCCUCGUCUCGGUAGCACGCCUCAUACCCGAGACCGUGGACACCAUCGUGCCCCUCCUCGAAACCACCGCCAAAGCCGCAGCUAAGCAAUGCAGCGGCACCGCCAACAGUACCGUCUGUGGUUCCGAUUGGACCGAUCCUGUCUACGACCUGAACCCAAGCUUCUUCACUUCCAUGAGCGCCCUGAGUCUCUUCACGGCCAAUCUGCGACUGGACCGGACUGCCGGGAACAAGACUACUACCAAUGGAACCAGUACCAGUGGGAGCACUAGCGGAAGCAGCAGUGGAAGUGGCAGUGGAAGCAGCUCGCUCUCCGGCGGCGAUAUUGCAGGUAUCGUGGUCGGGUCGGUUGCCGGCGUGGCCCUGAUUGCGGCUGCUGCGUUCUUUAUCUGGCGGAAAAUGAAAAAGCAACCAGCGCAGCCCGUGGCUGAGGAGCAGAAGCCUGUCACCGACAACACCACGGAUAGCAAAGGCAAGUUCCCCUCUGCCGAGCUCGAUCAACAGGCUGCUAGUGUUGCGGAACUUGCCCCAGGCGGCGGUGCCUAUAAUUACCCCGAGAUGGACGGCGGCCCUUUGCCUGAAAAUGUGGCCCAGGAGUUGCCCGCGACCAGGACGAUACGUUACGAACUGGAUGCUUCUUAACAUAUGAGGAAUAUGUAAUCAGCGAUACCUGUGGUUAAUGUGUUGCACAUGCCAUUAUAAUGACAAAAUAAAAGAAUAAUUGAUUUGAGGCCGCAGUCUGUUCACUUGUUCCAGGUUCUUCGCACAGUGGAGACGUCCAGUUGAAAAAAAUGCUCCAGGCGAAGUAUCAUGGUCUCAAACGUUC
Molecule: messenger RNA, 2083 nt
Organism: Aspergillus heteromorphus CBS 117.55
Lineage: Eukaryota; Fungi; Ascomycota; Eurotiomycetes; Eurotiales; Aspergillaceae
Product: glycoside hydrolase family 76 protein
Exons: 4
Coding region: 268-1899 (543 amino acids)
Biological process (GO): fungal-type cell wall biogenesis; carbohydrate catabolic process
Molecular function (GO): mannan endo-1,6-alpha-mannosidase activity
Source: RefSeq, a predicted model, not a curated record